CCGAGGCUGACGCGUUCGUCUCUCGCUAUCUCUCUUUUGACUCCCCCUUUCAUCUGACAAAAUGCCAUUCAAGGAGAUCAAACUCAACGACGGCCGCAUCAUCCCCCAGAUUGGGUUCGGAACUUGGAAGAUCCCUCAGGACAAAACGCAGGAUAAUGUACUCACUGCCAUUGACGUCGGUUUUGACCAUAUUGACACCGCUCAAGUCUACGGGAAUGAAUUGCAAGUAGGCGCAGCGCUGAAGGAAACUGGGCUGAAAAGGAGCGACGUGUGGGUGACCACGAAAUGGUCUGGAGUAGCUGCUACUCGUCCCGCACAAGCGAUCAAACAGAGCCUAGACAAGCUUGGGUUGGAGUAUGUCGAUUUGUAUCUUAUUCACUCCCCCCGACUCGUUCGGCCUAACAUCUUCCAAGGAUGGUCUGAAAUGGUCGAUAUCCUCAAGAAGGGUCAAUCCAAGUCCAUCGGCGUGUCCAACUUCCUCAUCUCCGACUUGCAGGAACUCGAGUCCUCCCCUAUCACGCCAGCCGUGAACCAAAUCCUGCUCCAUCCCUACGUAUAUGCGCAGACCAAGCCCUUGAUCGAGUACUGCGCUCAGAAGGGCAUCGUCAUCGAGGCUUACUCGCCCUUGGUGCCGCUCACCCAAUACCCCGGAGGGCCGGUGGACAAGCCCGUGUAUGCGAUUGCCGAACGCCUGGGCGUCGCGCCGGAGCAGGUGCUCCUCGCCUGGAUCAAGAGCAAGGGAGCGGUCAUCCUCACUACGAGCAGCAAAAAAGAACGGUUGGAGCGGUAUCAGGCUGUUGCGGAUAUCGACCUCACAGACGAGGAUAUCGAGGCGAUUGAACUCGCUGGGGCGAAAGGCCCGGGACUGGCACGCUUCAGGAAGUACGUGAAGCCAGUUGUUCUGGGACUGGCGUUGCAGGGAGCUGCGUACGUCGCGUACAGAUGGUUGCUUUGAGUACACUGCGCUUGAGGCAUUACCUGGGGCAUACGUGGCUUCUUAACUUAGUGCCCUGUCAGAGCCAAGGACUUGUCGAUGAGUACUGUGUGCCCGGACAUGUAGGAAAUGUAUAUGAUUAUUGU
Messenger RNA from Dacryopinax primogenitus, 1080 nucleotides. RefSeq names its product oxidoreductase. Bases 62 to 955 code for a protein of 297 amino acids. The transcript has 8 exons. The record is from RefSeq and is a predicted model, not a curated record. Gene Ontology annotation, molecular function: oxidoreductase activity, acting on NAD(P)H as acceptor. Lineage: Eukaryota; Fungi; Basidiomycota; Dacrymycetes; Dacrymycetales; Dacrymycetaceae.